CGAAUACCUGGUGCUGGGACACCCUUCCUUGACGAAAUUCAUCGACCCGUAGACUUCUGUCGUUAGAAAUUUUUACCCUCUGCAGACUCAAUCACUCCACAUCAACUCAUUUUUCACGAAACGAAAAUGCUUCCCCUUCGUGCUUAUACUUUCAUCGGACUCAAUGCCGUGCGCGCAUUGAGCGUUAUCGCGAUGAUACUUGUUUUCUCAAGCAGCAUCGAAGUCAUGGUCACGAAUAUUAAGGCUGUUAACUAUUACGAGGCUCACAAGGGUGAAAAUAAUACUACUAUGUCUGCCAUGAACAUGGAUUACAUUGCUGGAAGCACUGUCCCUAAUCAACCCGCCGGAAUCUUUUGGGCCGUCGUUUCUAGUCUUUUGAUUAUCUUUCAGACGGUCAUCCUCAUUUUAUCCGAGUGCAGUUGGCCUAUCUCCUUCUUUGACCACUUCUUCCCUGUUCUUGGCUCCGGCUUUGGGACCGGAGCAUUAGGUAUUUUCCAGUGCUUAAUCGGUGCCCAAAUCCUAUCCCACCAUGUUGACGAAUUCACCCUCGUGUCAGCCUUCUUCCUCUUUUCACUCGGCUGCCUCAAUAUGCUCCUCGGUCUCAUCUUCCGCGAAUCCUUAAAAUCCAAGCGCUCCAUCACCUCAUGGCGCUCUGAAUCUAAAGCCGUCCUUCCGACCAUCCAUGACCCUCGCCCUGUGUUUGUGAACGUCACGCCCGCUUAUACCGGCAACAGCGAAAAGCCCCAACUCGCAUCCGAGUUUGGAUCCAUCAGAAGCACCGACAAGUCGGGGUAUGGGUUCGGACGACAGGGGGAGAAGGCUGCUGGAUUAAGAGGAUUCAUUCUUCAGAGACCCGAAGAGUCUUUGCCGAGAUACGUUUCUCCGACUCCCCCGGCAUCGCCACCAACUGUCCACGUCGCUCUCGCGAGGAAACCUUCAACGACCUCAAGCUUCGCUUCUCCUGAGCCCGCGCGCGAGAGUAUGCAGAGUGCAUCUCAUUACGAUGAUGAUGAGCGUUCCACGGUCGCCGAAGAGGAAGAUGAUGAAGUUAUUCGUCAGCACAGACCGCCCGUGUUCAAGUCCAGUCGUACCGCCCUGUAAAAGCCAGGCUGCUUUUUUCAUCGGACUUGUAGGUUCAUUAAAGUUACAUUGUACCUGCUUGAUAUAUCAGGCUUAAUUGUCGAAUA
Lentinula edodes (shiitake mushroom) is the source of this 1187-nucleotide messenger RNA. RefSeq lists its product as uncharacterized. The transcript has 5 exons. The record is from RefSeq and is a predicted model, not a curated record. Bases 127 to 1101 code for a protein of 324 amino acids. NCBI's taxonomy places the organism in Eukaryota, Fungi, Basidiomycota, Agaricomycetes, Agaricales, Omphalotaceae.